This is a messenger RNA of Wasmannia auropunctata (little fire ant), 5165 nucleotides long. RefSeq names its product girdin (gene Girdin). Gene Ontology annotation, biological process: cytoskeleton-dependent intracellular transport; cytoplasmic microtubule organization. Gene Ontology annotation, molecular function: microtubule binding; dynein light intermediate chain binding. Gene Ontology annotation, cellular component: centrosome; cytoplasm. The coding region runs from base 117 to 3887 and encodes 1256 amino acids. The transcript has 23 exons. The record is from RefSeq and is a predicted model, not a curated record. NCBI's taxonomy places the organism in Eukaryota, Metazoa, Arthropoda, Insecta, Hymenoptera, Formicidae.
AGGAACGACGGCACCGAUUUCCCCCUCACGGUGCCCCGUCGUGGGAAAGGCCAACGUCGACACACACAGAUGAUAACAACCGCGCACACGCUCGUCCCGCGUGAAGUCCCACGAAAAUGGCCUCCUCGGAGAUUGACGAUUUCUUGGCGGGGCCACUCGUCACCUGGUUUGCUAGCUGUUUGGAGAACCCCAAUGCGUUGGCGAACUAUGAGGACCUGGUGGACGGGGUCUUGUUGCACAGUGUCUUCCUGCAGAUCAAUCCGGAGCCGCUGCACGACGAAGUAGCGCCGUCCAACAACAAUCCCGUGAUCCGCACGAAAAACUUGAGGACCGUGAUACAGAACAUAAAGCAGUUUUACGAGGAGGAGUUGGAUCAUGUGAUCUUAAAAUUGCCCGACGUCGCGAAUUUGGGAAAGGAGCCGGAGUUGUACAUAGCGGAUAUGAAGUUGCUGCUGUUGUUGCUCCUCGGAUGCGCCGUCCAGUGUCCGAAUAAGGAGAAGUUUAUUACCAAGAUAAAAACUCUGCACGUCGACAUGCAGCUUGCGAUAGUAGAGUGCAUUAAACAGGUCACGGACCACCAAGACAUAGUCAUUACGCAGGAUGGGAUGGAAAAUGCAAAUAUGGGUUAUCUGUUUGUCCAAAUCAAAAAAUGGAUCCAAGAAUUGGAUUUAUAUCGGGAGAAAUGGAGGGACACAGUGCUGGACGAUAGCGUUGAGCGAAACGAUUCGUCUAUCAGCGCGGAAUCCGAGGACAUAAGUAAGGUGCAGCAAUCUCAUCCCGUCGCUAAAACGGAAAGAGAGGAUAGUCAUCAUUAUGCGGUUGAAUUGGCCGACUGGAAGUCUAGAGUUCGGAAACAGCGUCAAGAGUUGGAGGAAAAAACGGAAGCUCUACUCGAAUGUAAGGAAGAACUGGAGCAUAACAAAGCGUUGCUCGUAAAACUAAGGCAAGAGAAUCAAGAGUUGAUGCACGAAGCUCGUACCGCUAAAUCGUACAGGGAUGAAUUGGAUGCUGUGAUUGAAAGGGCAGACAGAGCGGACCGUUUAGAGAUAGAAGUGACGCGAUACAGAGAAAAACUUACGGACAUCGAAUUUUAUAAAACACGGAUAGAGGAGCUACGCGAAGAUAAUAGAGUUUUAAUGGAGACCAGAGAAAUGCUCGAAGAACAGUUAAGCUCAUCGAGAAACAGAGCCGACAAAGUAUUGGAGCUUGAAUCUGAAAUUAUCAAGUAUAAACAGCUACUCAACGAUAUGGCGUUGGAACGUGCUGCUGACAAAGAAAAAUAUCAGGAGCUCGUUGAGGAAAAUACGCAGCUGCAUCAGUUGACAAAAGCCGCCGCCAGUGAGGCUGCAUUAGCUGGAUCUAGCGACUCUGAAGAACCAGUGCACAAUGAUAAUAGACUGUCCGAACAAUUAACGAGCAAUGCUCAGGCACGAGCGCUAAAAUUGGAACUGGAAAAUCGCCGUUUAAACACUUUGAUUGAUUCGCUGAAAGAGAGUUCAUUCCAUGAAAAUUCCUCUCGCGUUUUGGAGUUGGAAAAGGAGAAGAAGAAGCUGUCGUUGAAGAUUGAAUCAUUGAACGAUAAUAAAGAAAGACUUACGCAACAAAACACCGACUUAGAAUUAGUCUGCAAGCAAGCGUUGGAAGAAAAUAAGAAACUUCAGAACAGUCUUAAAAAUCAACGAGCUUCCUUCGAGAAGCAGCAGCAAGAAGUCCAGACCCAUCACGUAAAGAUGAUGGAAUUGGAAAAGAAUUAUGAUACCGCGGUGAAAGAGAAGCAACGUGUUCAGCUGUUACUGGAGAGCGUGCAACGACGCGCUGAUGACUUAGAACGCACUUUGGAAACGACAAAUCAAAAAGUUGAGGAAUUGAAGCUCAUCGAAAACAAUAUCAACGAUAUCAACUCUAAAUGCCUCGAUCUCGAAGCAAGGCUAACGGCGACCGAGAAGGAGAAGGACGCCGCGCAACGCGACAUUCAUAAAUAUAGAGAAACAAUUGAGGAGAAAGAUGUGGCCUUAGACAAAGCAACAAAUUCAAUUGAAGUCUUGGAGAGGAAAGUAGGACAACUUGAACAGGAGUUGCAAGAUUGCGUUACGCAGAUAUCGAGAUUGCAAGAAAUUGAGCGAUCCAGCAAAGAACUCGACUCACGAGCGGCGAUCGAUAGAGAAACUUUGGAGAUACUUCAAACUAAUCUCGUCGCAGAAAAGCUGAACAAUCAACAGUUGUAUACGGUUUUGGAAAAACUCGGUCUUAGCGAUAAUACAUUGCUGUCCCAACCUCUGGAGACCAUAUUGGAAAGAAUUGCCCAAAUACCAGAGGUGAUCAAUCAUAUUAAAAAAUCCUUCGUAUCGGAGAGCAGUGAGGAAGUAACGUCUGAAUCCGCAUCUUGUACCGACAAGGAAAGCGAUGUUAAUAAGACUUUAGAGACCAUGAUAGAACCCUUAAAGAGAGAACUGGAACACUUCCAGAUGAAGGCAUCCAUGUCUGAAACAGCAAUGGAGCAUUUAUUGUCCGAGAAUGCGAAACUCCAGGUUCACAUAACGACGUUACAGUCGCAGAGCAAUUCGCUAACCGCGCAACACACCGCGCUCCAAUUGGCCAAUUCGCAACUUGUCGCGGAGAAAGAAGAGCUCCUGAAAGAACGUAGCACACAGCAAAACGUGUAUUCCGCGCUGCUUCACGAUCAGAACACCUUGCAAUCCUUGCACGAGCAACUGAACAACGAGUACGAGAAUCUACGUCGCGAACGCGACGCUCUUAAGUCGAAUUUAAGAGACGUGAAGAAUGAAAACAGAACGUUGCGCGAGACUUGCGAGAGACUGGAGGCGAGAAGUGAAACACUGCAAUCCGAACGGGAAGCCUUAAUUAACAACACGAAGAGCUUAAAUAAUUUGCGAGGAGAACAUUCGAAGUUGAAGGAUGACUUCAGAAACUUGUAUACGGCGAGCGAAAGAUUAAAAGCGGAGUACAGGAACUUGCAGGAUGAUUAUAGGAAGAAUAAGAUCGAGAUGAACCGCCUGAGCUUAAAGCAGACGGAAAUGCAGGGCGAACUUAGCGUCAAGGACGAACAGUGCUCGGAUCUGAAGUUAGAAGUCAAUAGCCUUCACGAACGAUGUGAUAGGCUACUGGAGAUGAACUCUGGAUUGGAUAACGACAGACGUUCUUUGAUGGAGCAUAUAAGCUUGUUAUUUACACAAUACCACGAACUUUUAACACAUUCGCUUCAAGAUAAGGAGCAUUAUCAUAUGGAAGAAAAAUUGUUUGCGGAUAAAGUUAAUCACUUGUACAGACAAAAAGAGAAGUUGGAAGACAAGAUUAUGGAGCACUACAGAAAAUUGAACAGCUGCACUACCAAGAAGAAAGGUUUUGGGGCCAGUCUAGUUCGCAGAGUCAGAAAAGCCGGAUCGGAGCUUCUUAAUAAGAAUCGACGUUCAUGGGCUGAAGAUUCGAAACAAUCGGACAGUAAAACGUACGAGUCGGACACAGGCGGGAACGAUUCAGACGCGAGCACUGACGAUUACCAUUUACCUGGACCGAGCAGAGUUUUUGGAUCAGACGCGCUUGGGCAUGCGGGAACCAGAAGAACGGUGUAUUAUACUGACGAUUCCCCACCAUCAUCCGCUUCUUUACCUACGGAAAGGCUGCUGAGCGAGUCCUUCCAGGAGCAAGGAGACAACGCCGCGCAGAUGGAGACGAAUUUAAAACCGGAAACGCAAGUCGAGUCACGUCCCUUCUUGAUCUACAACAAAGUAUCGGCGGUCAUAAACGAGUCGAAGAACAUUGGCAGUCCGUUGAAGGAUGUAGCGCAAGAUGAGGCACUCGCGGAACCUCCCGCCGACAAAGAGCCAAAGACCGGCAGUCCGAUAUGGUACGAGUAUGGUUGUGUAUAAACUUCCUCGAUGCUUCCAUUAAUACGUCCGAAACAAAAAGAGAGAAAAAAUAGUGUUUUUAUACGUAUAUUCUCGUAAUUUCCAGUUUACAAGAAAGCUUAUGUAUAAGCAUCCCUCCACUGCAUUUUGAUGCGUAUUUUUUCCUUGUUAGUGCAUUAAAAAUCUCACUAUUUUGUACUCUCUAACGGACAAAAACUAACGCAAAAUACGAGUAUAUACUAUUCAAAAAAAAAAAAAUCGUGAAACCGUUUUACAGAAAGUAUUACAUAUACUAAAGAUUUAUAUUUUGUAGCUUUAGUAAAACGAACUACCAUAAUUGCUGAUGCGAUCGCUCCCGAAAUUACAAAGUAGACUUAAGAAUAGAGCGCCUACGAGUUCCUAAAAAAAGCUGUUUGUGUUAAGAUAAGUCUCUAAAAAAAUACUUUUAUCAUUGACUCGAUUUGCGAAUUUGUCGUGUUUUUUUUUAUCUCGUGUGUUUUCAGGUCCAAAUCUUUUUAUAAGAUUUUGAGAAUAAAUUUCAUUCGCGAGUAGAAGGUACUGGCUGGAUGUGAUUCAUAAUUAAUUUAUGAACGAUCCUCUCGAGGAUGAUCAUGAAAACAUGAGAUAAAAGUGAUCAAAUUAAAGCAUUUAAUUAUAGCGCGCUUGCCUUUAUUUAACGUUUAAUCGAUUUUAUUUUUACAUAUGUACAUUUACAUACUUGUCGAAGUUUUCUGUUAUAUAUACCGUUCACAGCUAGCUAAUGCCACGUAUUUACCUACUAUCGAAGUGUAGGUAGAAUUUCUAUGUUCAUAUUCUUCAGAAUGUAAGAUAUAACUCUUCUCAUUAAUAGACGCCAAGACUAAUAUAGUUGACAAGAGCUUAUGCUGAUAGUAACACAGCAUAAGCAUGCAAUUUGCUUUUGCAGGUUACACCGAUUACCUCUUUACCGCUCGACUUAUCACAUCGAUGUGUAAGCUAAACAGAUUAUUUUCUACAUUUUGAUAACUUAUACAUUUUAUAAUGAUUGUGUAUGCGCUAAGUAUAUGUAGAUAUACGUCUUCUGUGUCUUACAAGUUUUUGUCAAGUGAAAUCAUGCACAAGAACAUAAUCGAGUACUUAAUAAUUCAGUAUUGAAUAAUCUCUUCGUCUUUUAUCGUAUUCUUGCUACUUCCGAGCGCUGCCUUCUAACGCUGUCUUCCUGCAGAACGCGAUACGAAUCGUCACGAUCGGUGCGUGAUACGUGAUUUAUAUUUACAAUUCCGUUAUUGCAUAUUGAAUAAAAGUAAGCACUUAAAGUGA